Molecule: messenger RNA, 4648 nt
Organism: Schistosoma bovis
Lineage: Eukaryota; Metazoa; Platyhelminthes; Trematoda; Strigeidida; Schistosomatidae
Source: the annotation of a GenBank genome assembly
CUACUUUGACCUUCAGAGAUACUUCACGGCCGCGGAUGUCAUAGCUCCAAGUUCGAAAUUUGUUACAUAUGUUCAUGAACACUAAUCGCCCAUUUGACAUUCUAAAUCGAAGUGGAUUCGAUAAACAAUAUGAAGAGUACAAACAAGGAAUGUCUCUUACUCAGUCUGUGAUGAGUAUAUUCCAAGAGAAAUGUGAAAUUCAGUCGAAUUAUUCACGAGCUCUAUCAGGAUUAAGUGGUCGUUUACGUAAUGCUCUGGCAAAAACAACGGGUGGCACAGUUCAUACAGCUUGGUUACGAAUAGCUAAUGCUAUUGAAAUAGAAUCAAAAUUACAUGAAAAAUUUGUUCAAAAUUUAUUAAAUGAUUUAAUUAAACCAUUGAAUCAUUUAAUUGAAAUAUAUAAAAAGAAUAAAAAAUCACUAAAAAAAUGUAUCGACAAAGAAACGAAUAAUUUAUUCUCUUUGUACGAAAUGGAAUUUCAUGCCAGACAUAAAUUAUUUACAUGUUUUCGUAAUUAUGAACGUGUUUGUUACAACUAUCACAUACAAUCAAAGGAUCAGCAAAACCAAUUAAGUCGAACUAUUCAAUCUAAUAAUGAUAUACAGAAAAAGCGUAGUUUAAGCAUGAAUCGAUUUGAUACAUCUAGUCUAUCGACUAUGGACUCGACAAAUAACAGUUUAUUAUCAGAUCAUUAUUCAUCGAUUCGACGAAAUUCUAUUGAUGUUGACACUAAAGUAAUAACGACAACUCUCGAAUCAUAUGACACAACGACAACAACAACAACAUCAAAUCUACUAAGUUUUAAGGAUACUGAUAGUUCAACGAGUCCAUAUUUUGCUUCACGAUCCAGUACUUUGUAUACUUCUCUACCCCAUAAGAAAAAUCCAAACAUUAUUCGAUAUCAUAGCAGUUUGUCGUCGAGAAAUGGAAGAAAAUUUUUAACAAUAGAUAAGUUGAAAGAUGCCUAUAAUACAACCCUAACUCACUAUUAUCGAACAUGUCUGUCAGCUGAAGAAGCUAGAAUUGAUUGGCAUUCAAGAAUUUUGAAAUGUCUUAAUCAUCAACAAAUAUUAGAAAAUGAUCGUUUGAAUAGUUUAACUAAUGGUUUAACAGUUUAUCGUAAUACUUUAGAUGAUACUUUACCAACAUGGAAAGCUGUUAUAAAUGAAGUAGCUAAUGCUAUCAGUUUAGCUGAUCCAUUAUUAGAUUUACAAAAUUUUCGACAACGUUCUCAUCAUCAAGAAGAUUUGUCUCAAAUAUCACCACAACAAUCAACAAAUUCAAUGAACAAACAAACUGAUAGUUCCAUAAAAUCAAAGAAUGUUGGUUGUUCACUUCAACGUCUCAUCGAUUUACCAUGCGAAAAUGUGUUACUACAACAAAAUCAACUCCAUCAGAGUCCAUCUAGUCCAUCCUCAAAAUCACAGGCGUUGAAUAUUAUAUGUAGAAGAAAAUCUCAAACAUCUGUUGACAGAAGUUUAUCGAAUUUAGUUCAAGUUUACGCUCAUCAACCAGCUUAUACCGAUAUAGAUACACUUAUGGAAUCACGUCAUCGUUUAUACUUCUCACGUGUACGUCUCACUUAUCUUUUGUUAUGUCGUCAAAAAUUAACGCAUAGUUUAAAACAAAUUCAUUCAAGUUCAUUUGAAAAUAUAGAAACAGACAAAAGAACCUUCAACUCAUUAUCAUCAUCAUCAUCAUCUUCACCAUUGUCAUCGGAAAACCUAGAAUUAUCUUCAAUUUUAGUACAGGCUGGAUUUUCCAAAAUGAUUCUUACUUCACGUAUAUGUCCUGAUUUAAAUAACACUAAAACUAUCCAUAAUAACAAUAAUAAUGAUAAGAAAUCUUAUUUGAUCACAUCACGUUGGAUACGCUUACCUGAUUUGGAUAGAAUAACUAAUCAUGGGUUAAAUUUAAUGGAAUGGCCUCCAUUUCCUUUAGAAGAUAUAACACAUGAAAAUGUAAACGAUAAUAUAUUUCAAUUGGAUAUUGAAAAGAUUCGUGAACAACUUAAAUCACAAUCAUCUUGGAUAUUAGACUGUAUGAAUACUAGUAAUAGUGAUAGUCAUAAUGAUAUUGACAAUGAAAACACAUUGAGUCGUGCACAUUUCACUGUUACAUCUAAUAACAAUAUUAUAACUGAUAAGUACCAACAUGUACCUCAUGAAGUAAUGCAUAAUCAGUUUAACUCUCCAAUUAAACGAAGCGUUACAUGUUCAGAAAAGUCAUUUACAGUCACAUCAACCAACAGUAUACUUAAUAGUAACAUAAUGGAAAAAUCAAAUCAAUCAUUAAAGAAACCUUUUCAUGGUAAUAGUAUUGAUAUAAAUAAUAAUGAUAAAUCAUUGGAAAGCAAUAAACGAUUCUCCAUAAUCAAGCAAUCUUCCAACAUAGAAGUUUCUCGAAAGCGAUCACCUGAAAUUUGUAGAAUUCAAUCUGAACGAACUGAUAUUACUACUAUGAACAGUAGUAUAGGUACCAUUAAAAAUAAUAUUGACAAUAUUUCCAGACAUUCAUUACUUGAUCAUUCAAUAAAUUCUCAUAAACCAAUUGUACCAUUAGCAACUGAUGAAACUGAUACUGAAGAUUCUAUAAAUAAACAUUGUUCAUCAAUAUCGUCAGUUCCUUAUUCAUCAUCUAUUUCAUCAGAGAACACUGAAAAUUCUAAAGAAGUUUUAACAACUAAUUCAUUUUGGUCUCGUCUCAGCCAUGGAUUACGUGGAUCAUCUAAUAACAAACAACAAUCUAAUCAUAAAAAAUCUGAACAUAAUAUCAAAUCUCACCGCAACACUAAUAAUUCGUCAUCUAGAACAGAAAUUGUCAAAUCUGAAAUAUCAGAACCAUCAUGUUUACGCAUUGUGAACAUUCCAAAUAGUUCUUGCUCUCUUGAUUCAGGUAAUACUGGUUCCAUGGAUAGUGAACCUAGUUCUUCAUGUAAAUCAGUUCAUUUUCACACUGGUUCAAUUGUGACCGAUAACUAUAGUUUAGAGAAAAACAGUUCAGAUUUGAAUCUAGAAGUUGGAUCUUCUUCCAAUUUACAUUGUUUAGGUUGGGCCAAAGUUCAACGAAACUAUCUACCUCGCAAUCCCACUGAAAUUCAUUUACAAGAAGGUGAUAUAAUUAGUAUUUACCGUAAAGUUAACUCGGAUUGGUGGUAUGGUGAAGUGAAUAAUAAAAAAGGUUUAUUUCCAGUAAAUCAUAUUGAAGAAUUUUAAAGUUUCAAUUCAUGAAUAACAAUAAACAAACAUUGUAUACCCUAUAGUUAUUUCAGUAAAUUCUAUCAAACAUUCAAAGUACCCUACACUUUAGCUUCACUCCUGUUUUGUUCAAUAUAUCUGAUGUAUAUAUUAAUUUACAUGAAGCCAAUCAGAACAUAUCCACUUAUGAAAAUGAUGACAAUGUAAUCAAUGUUAAUGUACCUAUAUCUUUAAGAUGAAAAUGAACGAAUUGAUCUACUUCGCCAUCUCUUCCUCCAUGACCCGCUGAUGAUGACUCCGGCUUGGAUGAAUAUACGAAUAUACUAUGCACAUAUACCUUCCAUUUUAACUCCGUACAUUACCUUGACUAACCGUAUAUUUAUGACGGUGGUAAUAAGAAAAAGGCAAACACAGGUUGUGUUGGAUUAAUCCAUUUCAAGCAUUUGUUUAUCCAAACAAACAUUAAGUAUAAGAAACAGGAAAGCGAAGCGAAGAAAGUGAGCAAGUCAAUUGGAUUUAAUCAAUAUUUAUAAUCAGAUAUGUGAUGAAUAGGAUAAGUACUACACAGAAAAACACACAUAUAUAUAUAUAUAUAAACAGUCAAAGUUAACAAGCGAAUAAUUUACAAAGUGAAAGUGUUCCGAAGUCAGAAUACCCCUUAUAAUCGUGAUAUAGAGUACCAGACACUAUAAACUUAGCAAUUUAAAUAUGGAAUUUAUAGUGAUGUACAUCAUCAUAUUUACCGUUAUGUUGUACUCUUAAAGUACUACAUAUAUAUAUGCCAUCCUACUCGCCUCGUGAUUAUUAUUCUAUGAUUCGUAUAUUAAACAUGUAAGAAGAAAUUAUGUUUGUUCAUUGAAUGUUAAAUAUUGAACAUUGAAUAGUAGAGAUGCACUACUCACUCACUAACACCCUAUCCUAUCCCCCCCCCCAUUUGACUAAACCUUUGAUAUUCAAUCAAGUGAUCAUUAUUAUUAUCAUCAUCCCUGAUUUGUAUUAUACCAUUAAAUUAUUGUAUAUAUCAAGACAUAGAAAAUAAGAGUCAGCGCAUUAAACUUUUAAUUUAUUCAACUUUCUAUUCAAAUAUCUUGAUAAAUAUGUAGAUCUAAUUGCUUAAUUUCUGUGUAUAGAUUAAACAUUAUUACAUAUAAAUAAGAUGAAUAUCAUCACUGCCAGUAUCAUUACCACCAUCAACUCCACCAGUGACAUACACACACACACACUCUCCAUCUAUACUUCCCUUUAUACUCAGAAACAAUUAAUUAAUUACAUUAACAGUAAUAUUUAUGAAUACAAUUCAUGUUAUAUUCUAUGUUUAAAUGAUAAUUUUCAUUUGUUUGUUUGUUUGUUUGUUUUUCAAUGUUAUUUAACCCAAUUUUGUUUUCUUCUUCUUUGUGUUUAUUUCAUUUUGUUUUGUUUUUGUUUGUCAUAAGUCUUGCAAAUUGAACGUU